Molecule: messenger RNA, 420 nt
Organism: Symbiodinium necroappetens
Lineage: Eukaryota; Dinophyceae; Suessiales; Symbiodiniaceae
Source: the annotation of a GenBank genome assembly
AUGCCGACGAGGAUCUAUGUCGGCAACCUCGACAAGGAUGUCCCUCCCGAGAAGGAGGAGCUCGCGAGGAAGUUCAAGAAGUAUGGCGACAUUGUGGAUGUGUGGGUCUCCAGACAGCCAGCAGGAUUUGCUUUCGUCACUUAUGACACGUACAAGGAUGCAUUGAAAGCCAUAGAGGAAAUGGAUGGAGUGAAGUUUCAGGGCAAGAGCCUGAACAUCCAGCUCUCUAUGGGGAAGGGCGGAGGUGGCGGGGCGCAGCCUGCCCCACGUGGUCCUAGGCGCAGCAGUCGCAGCAGGAGCCCACGUCGCCCUGCACGGAGGCGCAGCCGAAGUCGCAGCCGCCGGCGGAGCCCUUCCAGGCGGAGAAGAGCUCGAAGUUGUUCUCGAUCACCGUCUGCGAGACGGGACAGGAACGAGUAG